CUGGCCAUUGGCCUCUUGCCCCUGAGACAACAGAAAGGCCAUUGAAGGCGGCCCAAGCAUCUUAGAGUGCAGUGCCAAGGUUCGGCGGCCUCCAGUGACUGUGGGUGCCUGUUGCCUAGUGCACCUGCACCCUCAGCUCUGGGUGGACACCCCAUAAGCAAGCCUGAAUAGGUGUACAGCUACAGCAGAAGAGCAAGAUAAAGCCAAAAGGAGCCUGGAAGUUGCCUAAGACGUCCACUCCCCACUGAGGAAGCUUGAAGCCCAGGAUGAUCUUGUCAAAUUCCACUGCUGUGGUGCCCAUCCUGGCCACUGUGUGGCAGGGUACAGUCCAACCAGGCAGCAAUUCAUCUGGCCUGGCCCGUAGGUCCCCUCUCCGUGAUGACAGCAAGCUGGAGGCUCUCUACAUCCUCAUGGUGCUGGGGUUCUUUGGUUUCUUCACUCUGGGCAUCAUGCUGAGCUACAUCCGCUCCAAGAAACUGGAGCACUCACAUGACCCAUACAAUGUGUACAUCGAGUCAGAUGUCUGGCAGGAGAAGGACAAAGCAUUCUUCCAGGCUCGGGUUCUGGAGAGCUGCAGAGCAUGUUAUGUCAUAGAAAACCAGCUGGCUGUAGAGCAGCCCACCACAUACCUGCCUGAGCUCAAGCCUUCUUCAUGAAUGCCAAGGCUGGUUAAAGUUGGGCAAGCUCCACAUGAUAAUAUGAUGUUCCUAAUCACAUGCUUCUCAUAUUUGUGAUUAUAUGAUUGCCUCUGACAUUCUUUUGUCAUUUUCAGGGCCUUGGGGAUUAAUGACACUUCCUAAAAUCACAUUCCUCCUAUAGAAAGCUUUUGAUUGCUCCUAAAUAUUUGUCCAUGAUUGUUAUAUAUAGUAGAAUUCCUGACCAUGGCCUCCAAAUAUAUAGGCUGCA
Molecule: messenger RNA, 906 nt
Organism: Octodon degus (degu)
Lineage: Eukaryota; Metazoa; Chordata; Mammalia; Rodentia; Octodontidae
Gene: Kcne1
Product: potassium voltage-gated channel subfamily E regulatory subunit 1
Exons: 2
Coding region: 267-656 (129 amino acids)
Biological process (GO): potassium ion export across plasma membrane; regulation of ventricular cardiac muscle cell membrane repolarization; regulation of heart rate by cardiac conduction
Cellular component (GO): membrane
Molecular function (GO): transmembrane transporter binding; voltage-gated potassium channel activity involved in ventricular cardiac muscle cell action potential repolarization; potassium channel regulator activity
Source: RefSeq, a predicted model, not a curated record